AACCAACUGAAACAGCAUCAUCAGACGCUAACUAGCUAUUGUAGCAAGCGCACUGUAACCACGGAAACAAUAACGUAUAGAACACAAGCGCUUAUGGCGUGGUUAAAGUUACAUCCACAAACUGUCAUUGAUUGUUUGUAAAAUUAAAGAGAAUGGCUGAUGAACUCGCAAUGACAAAAACACGACCCAGUUCCUCCGAGUCUCCGCCGGCUGAAUCCCCUGAAAGCAUGGGAUGCACCAAUAGGGGCGUGAAUGCAUCUCCUCCCUGUUCCUCAGAUGUGUUGAGUCCCUCACAAACCGGAUAUGCAAAAAAGGAAUUUAUGAGGAUGGCACCUAAAGAAAAGCUCAAACACUUUGACAGCCAGGCUCAGGCCCGUGAAGACAUCCAAGAGUUUGAUGCUUGCAUCCAGGAUCUGGUGCGUUGUGUGGCUCUGACUAGGCUGGUGCAUGGGGAUGGACAUCUGAAACUGGCCCAGGCACAUGCCAGACUGGCUAAAGCAUAUUUUCAGUUCAAAGGCUGGGGACUGCAGGCCCAGGAGCAUUCGGCUCUGGCCAGAAAGCACCUGCUGCCUUUCUGCCCCUCCAUCUCCUCCAGCAGAGGUGAAAAUCUCGAAGUUCUCAUGUGUCUACUGAACGUACACCUCACACAGGGAGGCGCUUCACUGCUUACAGCCAAUCUUGGGGAGGCUGAAUCCUCUUUUCUGGAGGCAGAACAUGUUCUUGAGGAGCUUCAUCAACAUGGUGGCAUCAACCAGGAAGAGAAGAUGAAGACUGCGCUGGAAAUCUCCACUAGUCUAUCCAGGGUCUAUAGGAGACAGAACAGACCAGAGGAGGCCUUAAGCCAGUGUGAGAAGUCUCUGCAACGGCUGAAGGAUUGUGGUAAGCCAGAGAAGACCUCUUCGGUCUAUAGGGACAUGGCCGCCAUUGAACAGGACAAAGGUCAUUUGGACCAAGCCAUAGAGCAUCUCUCCAAGGCUCAUGCCAUUGCUAUGAGUCACAGCCCAGAAGAGCUAGAGGGGGCUCAGAUCUCCCACAGCCUGGCCCUCAUCCUUUCUGCUGCAGCAGAGCCCCAUCACAAUGACUCUGCAGGUCACUACUUUGAGCAGAGUCUGAGUGCAUACAAAAACUCUGUAGGUCCACAGGAUCCAGCUUUUCUCGCGGUCCAGGAUGAUUUCUGUCGUUUCCUCCUACUCAGUGGCCACAAAGAGAGAUGUGUGGAAAUCCAGAGAGCUUCUCUCGCUACAAAGAGUUCUACUUUCGGUGACCUGAGUGCUGAGGUAGCAGACACCCUUCAGCUGAUAGGAAGUAUGGAGAUGAGUGAGGGCAGGGUGAAGCAGGCCCACAGGACCAUGACAAAGUGCCUGGAGAUCCAGAGUUUGUUGUACGGUCCUCAGCACAAGACGACAAAAGCUACACAAAAAGCCGUGAACAUGCUGGCACGGGCACCAGAGGUAGCUGAGAGACAGAGGCAAGGUAUAAGAAAAACAACACUUUCAGUUGUACCAUCCAGUAGCAAUGAUGGAAACUCAGUGUCUGAGUCUUAAAAUAUUUUGUCAGUACAAUAAUCUUGCAGCUUUGUACCAAGAAAUACUGACAUGUUUGUCUGUCUGUUAGAUAACACAGGCAACUACCACUGCUGAAAAUUAGCUUCAAUCGCACUAGUCAUGUCCACUGGCAUUACAUGUAUGUGUGUCACUUUGUACAUUAGUUGAUAUAAGUUCACUUUGAAGAAAUACUCACACUCAGAAAACAUACCAACAAUAGGUUUUAAUUGUGUUAAGAUAUGAAUCAGUUUCCAAAUAAGGGCUGGAACUUUUUUUUACCAAAGCAAUAAUGCCAUUUGUUCAAUAUAAAUCAUUAUGUCAAUAAAAACAAUGGUGUUGGACUA
Messenger RNA from Sander lucioperca (pikeperch), 1888 nucleotides. It is a transcript of the gene ttc23, whose product is annotated as tetratricopeptide repeat domain 23. The record is from RefSeq and is a predicted model, not a curated record. Gene Ontology annotation, molecular function: protein binding. The coding region runs from base 153 to 1544 and encodes 463 amino acids. NCBI's taxonomy places the organism in Eukaryota, Metazoa, Chordata, Actinopteri, Perciformes, Percidae. The transcript has 11 exons.